Capsella rubella is the source of this 1026-nucleotide messenger RNA. RefSeq names its product ervatamin-B. Gene Ontology annotation, molecular function: cysteine-type endopeptidase activity. The record is from RefSeq and is a predicted model, not a curated record. NCBI's taxonomy places the organism in Eukaryota, Viridiplantae, Streptophyta, Magnoliopsida, Brassicales, Brassicaceae. The transcript has 3 exons. Gene Ontology annotation, cellular component: lysosome. The coding region runs from base 1 to 1026 and encodes 341 amino acids.
AUGGCUUCGGUCAUUUUCUUGAUUCUAACCAUUCUUUCAAGAACUUCGAGAGCAACCUCUCAUGGUGGUAGGCUCUUUGAAGCUUCUGCUGUUGAGAAACAUGAGCAAUGGAUGUCUCGAUUCCAUCGCGUUUACUCUCACGAUGCUGAGAAAGCGAGUAGGUUUGAGAUCUUUAAGAAGAACUUAAAGUUCGUUGAGAGCUUCAACAUGAAUACGAACAAGACUUACAAGUUGGAUGUCAACAAGUUCUCUGAUCUCACCGACGAGGAGUUUAAGGCGAGGUACAUGGGGCUGGUGGUGCCUGAAGGUACUUCAUCACUUGAUUCUUACAAAACGGUGUCAUUUAGACAUGAAAAUGUCAGUGAAACCGGGGAGAGCAUGGACUGGAGACAGGAAGGGGCCGUUACACCCGUUAAGAACCAAGGCCAAUGUGGAUGUUGUUGGGCAUUCUCGGCAGUGGCCGCAGUAGAAGGCAUUACGAAGAUUACGAAGAUUACGAAAGGAGAGCUCGUAUCGCUGUCCGAACAACAACUGUUGGAUUGCGACAAAGAAAACAACGGAUGUGGCGGAGGGUACAUGUGGAAUGUGUUCGGCUACAUUAUAAAAACCCAAGGAAUCACCACAGAGGAUAGCUAUCCUUACCAUGCAUCAAAACAAACCUGUUACUCAACUCGUUCCGUUGCUGCAACCAUCAGGGCUUACGAGAUGGUUCCUCAAAAUGAUGAGGAAGCAUUGCUAAAAGCAGUGUCUCAACAGCCUGUUUCAGUUGGGCUAGACGGGUCAGGACCUGCGUUUAAGCAAUAUUCUGGCGGGAUAUUCGACGGAGAGUACUGCGGGACGGAGCAGAGUCAUGCAGUAACCAUUGUUGGUUAUGGUACGAGUGAAGAAGGGAUUAAGUAUUGGUUGUUGAAGAACUCAUGGGGAGAACAAUGGGGAGAAAAUGGUUACAUGAGAAUCAAAAGAGAUGUAGAUGCACCUGAAGGAGUGUGUGGUUUGGCCCAAUACCCUGUCUAUCCACUUUCUUGA